AUGAUUGAAAAACCUCUAUACAUAUGUCAUUUUAAAAUAAUACCCAACUUUUAUAUAUAGUCAAUACAUAUGUCCAUGUUAUAUUCUAGACUAAAUAUUUUCUCUUUUAAAAAUAUAAAAAACAGUUUUUUUAGUCUACAAGCAAAUGUUGUAGAGCAAGUAUGCAUUAUACAAAAUAAUAUAUAUUUAAAAUCCAUACGCAAAAACAUAAAAGUUGAUAUAGGUCUCUUUCUGACUCAUGCACACUCCACUAUGAAUAAGAAUUAAAAAAAAAACAGUAUUGUCAUCAAACUUUAUCACAAAUCCACAUUUGUACAUCUAUAAUUUUGAGUUUGACAAUUAGUUAAUUUGAUACAAUACCAAAGCAAGAAUAAUCGAAAAACAACUAUAACACCGCAUACUAAUAAGUAACACAUAACAAAUAACCAAAUUCUUGAAUCUUAAAACAAAUUUCAACUCGAGUAUUUAGUGAAUAUCAAAUUAACUAAUAUCCCGCCCGUAAGGCGGGCCGACCCUAGUUAGUCAUAAACAAUGGUACUAACCUAAUUCUCUACAUAUACGUUUACUAUAUAUAUAUUAUUCCAUCAUAAUUAUUUUGUGUUAUUAUUAAAUAAUGUCCACUCUAUAUUUAUAUAUAUGGUUACUUGUGAUUUAUUUAAUAGUUAAUACCUUCGGAGACUAUAAACAGAAUACAAUAUCCAUUGUAAAUUUUUUUUUUUUUACAGAGAUCAACCAUUAUUUUAUACCAACCUUAUUAACUAAACUGAUUUCAUUAACCACGUUAUAUAUAUGAACACUUCAACAUUAUCAUUCACAAACUAAACAAUGUUUGUCACAACUUAAUAUUCCAAAUUGGUUGUAUUAUUUAAUACCAAACCAAUUCCUAUACGAAUCCAUAGAUAUGAUUAUGGUCUACAUAAAACCGGUUCAAUAUUUUCAUCUGCUAUAUUUUCAGAAAAUGGCUAUUUAUCUUUGGUUCUGUUAAAUAUUUAGUCUAACCAAUUAUAAAUCGGUUAGUGAUAACUUCUAAAAACUUUGAAAACAUAUUGUUAUUUAUUAACACUACAUCGAUACUUUAAAAUAGGUUAGCAGUAGAACUGUGUUUUAGAGCAAAAUCUACUUAUUUUAAAAGAUAAUAUUAUUUUGAAAAUAGUUUUGAUACUAUGUGUUAUAUUAAACAUAGUUAUAUAUAUAUUUGAAAUAAAUAAUUAUAUACAUAAAUUAAACUUUUGGUUAUCUAAAUUAUUUAGCAACCAAAUAAAAAUAUUCGGGUAAUUCAAGUUUUGGGGUUAUCCGGUUUAUAAAUAGUAUUAUUUUAGGAUAUUUGGUUAUUUAAAAUUGAAUGUAAUUAAUAUUUUUAAAUAUAUAAUUUUUAUUUGAAAAUUCAGGUACUCAUUUGGUUCUCGGUUCGGUUUCAAUUUUUCAGUCAUAGAUAUAUGAUUUGCUCUAUUAUUUAUGCAAUUCAGUUUAAUUUUGGUUUUUCAGUUUGGUACGGUUUGGUCCGUGGUUUUGGAUAAAUGUGCUCAAACUUAAACAUUAUCUUAUAUAAAAAUUCUUUUAAAAUAUAUUUAAUUACAAAAACAAAUCUGCGCUUUUCAAAAUCUAGUUCAAUCAAUUAAAGUUUAGAAUUUUUUUAUUACUAGUUGAAUGCUAGAUAAUUUAUAUAUUUAAUGAUUCGUUUUGAAAAGUAAAUAAUUUGCUUAAUUUUUGUACUUUUACUAAAAUAACUUAUAUAUUUGGAAAGAGAGAUACUUAUUUUAUUGAAUAAUAAAUAUAAAUUGCCGAAAAUUGGAAUUAAGGAAAAGGAAAAAGAAAAAAAGAGUAAAGAAGACAGAAAUAUAUAAAGGAAGUUUGGAUAGAUACGUCCCAGUGGUUUCAUUCAUAUUCAUAGGACCCUUCCGUAAACCCUAGCCUCUCCGCCAAGCUGUAGUGUUUUGUUUUGUAAUAGAUCGAACGUCGUCUGUAUAGUAAUAAUCAUCUCCGAUGACAAACGUCGAGCUAAGAGAACGGAUCCACGUUACUGAGAACGAACGGGAAGUUUUCGAUCUGCUUCUCCGUGCCGUCGGCAGUUUCAGUCCCGAAACGAAGCUUCGCGUAGCCGGUGGUUGGGUGCGCGAUAAGCUUCUGGGAAAAGAAUCUAAUGAUAUUGACCUCGCAAUCGAGAAGAUGUUGGCAAGAAAAUUUUUUUACAAGCUCAACUAUUACUUACGUUCUCAAGGGGAGGACAAAGUACAAGGCCACGUCAUUAAAAGUAAACCGACAAAUGAUAAUAGACGACCAGUGGAGACAGUGAAGAUGCAUAUUUAUAACCAUUCGAUAGAUCUUGUACACUUGAGAUCUGAAACACACGAAGGAAAUAGUCGCAAUCCUGUUAAAGUGGGUUUUGCCACCCCAGAAAAGGACGCUUAUAGGAGAGACUUGACUAUAAAUAGCUUAUUCUACAACCUUCACACUGGCUUAGUAGAAGAUUAUACAGGAAGAGGUAUCGUUGACCUUAAGUCUAGAAGAAUUGCCACUCCAUUGCCUGCCCGAGUUAGUUUAUUGGAUGAUCCCCUGCGAGUUCUUCGUGCUAUACGCUUUGGUGCAAGGUUUGGCUUUACGCUGGAUGAAGAACUUAAAGAAGCUGCCUCCAGUGAGGAACUUCAGGUAGCCCUUGCAGUUAAAAUCAGCAAAGAGCGUAUCGGGAACGAAAUCGAUUUGAUGAUAUCUGGGAACGAUCCAGUACAAGCAGUAACCUAUCUCUCGGAUUUGAAACUAUUUGAACUCGUCUUUGCACUGCCCUCGUCGUCUGAGCCCGCCCCGUCUGAGAACUGUAGCAGCCUCUGCCUAGCCUACUUGGAAGCUAUGUGGAACCUCAUUCGAACCCCUGGGCUCGGAAACUUCAGCGGUGAACAAAGAAGGCAUGCUCUAUAUGCGGCUCUGUUUCUCCCGUUUAGGAAAAUGGUUUACAAGGACACCAAGGGGAAAUUGGUUCCCGUAGUCAACUACAUUUUCAAAGUCUCCAUGAAGCGAAAGAGCAAGGACGCUGAAACAGUUGUCAACAUACACCGCGCCACGGGGAGAUUCCUAUCGUUGAUUCUUCAUCUUCAGUUGAAGAAGAAUGACGUUUCACAAGUGGACAAACGUGAGUGGGGCACUGAUGUAUUCGAGCACUUGGAACUCAUCUCUCGAAAUGAUCCGGAGUUGCCGGCUACAUCGAAAACAAGAGUACUCGCAGGGUUUCUUCUUAGAGAUAUCAAAGACUUGUGGCGUCUUGCUCUCUUAGUAUCACUAUUGCUGUGUACGGAUGACGACAUGAAUUUGGGUUUCCAAGUUGACAAGAAAAGAGAGGUUUAUCUAACAAUUCAGGGCACUAUUAUUCGUGAGAUGGGUCUUGAUACUAUCUGGGAUCUAAAACCUCUGGUGGGUGGAAGUGAUAUCGUUAAAGCUCUACAACUUAGAGACAAUAGAGGACCUAUCAUUAGGGAAUGGCAACAUAUAUUGCUGACAUGGCAGCUAGCUUAUCCCAAAGGAAUGCCGCUCAGACAGGAAUGGGUAAAACGAAGGAAGGUAGCGUGACUUUUGGGAUUAGGUUAAAACGAUUUCGCACUUCUUUUUUUUCUCUUACAAUCAUUACUAAAUAUUAUUUGUGAAAUAACAACAUAUCUGUGUUUUUGUUCGUCACUACUUCAUC
Messenger RNA from Brassica rapa (field mustard), 3673 nucleotides. Its product is annotated as CCA tRNA nucleotidyltransferase, mitochondrial. NCBI's taxonomy places the organism in Eukaryota, Viridiplantae, Streptophyta, Magnoliopsida, Brassicales, Brassicaceae. Gene Ontology annotation, biological process: tRNA 3'-terminal CCA addition. The record is from RefSeq and is a predicted model, not a curated record. Gene Ontology annotation, molecular function: ATP:3'-cytidine-cytidine-tRNA adenylyltransferase activity; CC tRNA cytidylyltransferase activity; RNA binding.